Messenger RNA from Daphnia magna, 5192 nucleotides. RefSeq lists its product as uncharacterized. The transcript has 3 exons. NCBI's taxonomy places the organism in Eukaryota, Metazoa, Arthropoda, Branchiopoda, Diplostraca, Daphniidae. Gene Ontology annotation, cellular component: plasma membrane. Bases 172 to 4989 code for a protein of 1605 amino acids. Gene Ontology annotation, biological process: cell surface receptor signaling pathway; G protein-coupled receptor signaling pathway. The record is from RefSeq and is a predicted model, not a curated record. Gene Ontology annotation, molecular function: G protein-coupled receptor activity; protein binding.
CUCCACUGUCAUGGCGUCUUACUAGUAAUUGUCUUUCUUCUUGGAAAGCCAACGCCCAAAACCACAAACGUUUCUCACAAUGUUGGUAGCUUAUUACAACGGUUAGCUUUCUAUGCUGUUUCAGUGAAAAUGUUUAUAUUCUGAAAGUGAUACAACCUUCAGAAUGCGAAAAUGCGGGAUAACUCUUCAGUUGAUGGCAAGAAGCUGAUCAAUAGCGGUGUCCCCUUAACACUAACCGUAGUUGUAUUGUUAUAUGUUUUGGGGUAUUCUCUUGUUAAAGGAAACGCCGAAUUCUCAAAAGCGAAUGCUGAUCUACAGGCCACAUCCCUUUGCCCAGCUACAUGCACAUGUACAGAGCAAAAGCUAAAACUAUCGGGAGGUGGUGUUGAGCAGGACCUCAGUCCAAAUAAUCGUGAAGAAGCUGCAGAUAAUCUCAAUGUACAUAGCAAGACAAAACCUGAAAUUCUUAAAAGUGGAAUUAAACUACAGUGCCAGAAUCCUGCCUUCAUAGUGUCUGUGAAAAAGUUAAACCUACAAGCGCUGCUGGUGGAAAACAUUGUUCAAUAUGAUCUUUCGGGUAACAGCCUUACUAGAUUAUCAGGGAAAGACUUUGCAAGUGGCAGCUACCUAAUGCUUCAGAAACUCAUUCUCAAGAACAACCAGAUUGAGGAAAUAGCAGCUGAUACCUUUUCUACAUUGAAGAAUCUCAAAUACCUAGACCUGAGCAAUAACUUUUUGACAAAUUUUUCUAGUGCAAUAAUUGAAGAUUUAAAGAGCUUAGACAGAGUGAAACUAAAUGGAAACCCUCUUAAAUGUGACUGUCGCCUCAGCACACUUAUCACUUAUGUGUCGUCACGCAACAUCAGGCUCCAAGGAACAUGCUCAGAACCAACUCGACUGAAAGAUCGUUCAUUGGCCAGACUUGUUGUCGAAGAACUAGCUUGCCCUCCUGAAGAUCCAGUUGGCGUUGAAAUCCGACCGAAUACGAACCAAUUGGUCUUCGAAGGUGAUCCAUUGAAACUGACGUGUAAGUUUAAGGCUGGCCGAGCUGUUGUGCCCAGCUGGCUCCAUCGAAAUGCCAAUAACCAAACAGCAACGGUUUCGCCUGGUGGAGCUGUAGAAUUAAGUGCCAGUAGCCGUGGAACGGAACAGGGAACAGAAACCGAAAGUCAGCUCCUCAUCCGCCAUCUACUUCCCCGGCAUGGUGGUACUUGGUCUUGUUCCUGGGGUGGAAGAACAGCAUCAGUUGAAGUAACAGUCUUGUCCCUCACAACACCUACUUGUUCCACCCAGGUCACCGCUUCCAACAAAGGCCGUUACAGCUGGCAACGCACCAUGGCCAACCUUAAGAUCGCCUUGCCAUGUCAAGCCAAUCCAAAUUUACAGGCUUUCAGAUUGUGCGGAGCACUUGGAAACUGGGAAGAGCCAGAUUUGAAUUCUUGCUUCUACCUUAGCGAAGUGACAAAGGUGCUUGAACAGUUUGCCAAAACAAAUUUAACCUUCAGUAAAACUUCGGCGUUGGAGAGUGCUCGCAGGUUAAAAUCCUACUUAACAGACGUUAUGAGUUUGACAGAUCCGCAUGAAGCCAUCUUCGUCACGCAAACGCUCCACAACUAUCUGGAGGCUAGCACGAAACACACAGAAUUGUUACCGAUAAUUAUGGAUAUCUAUUCAAUCUUGAUUACUCAAGAUCCGCAGCUGUUGGCUGACUCGCGUCAUGGUCUUGUUAUGAUUAUCCAACAGGCACCGUUGAAGUCGUCUGAAUUUCAAUACCGAUCUUCAAGUUUAGUAAUUGAAAAGUGUGGAAUCAUAGGGAAAUCUCUCAGUGCCGGCACUUGUACAUGGAAACGAACGCCUGAAAUCGCCGGCAGUAAAUCAGAUUCGCUAAAAGCCAAAAAUCGGAGCCGUUAUCAAGCCAGUUGCGGACAAAAUACCACUGGCCCAGGAACGAUAGAAGCUUCAGUUCGGAUUCCGUUGAUACCAGAAGGAGCAUUUUCCGAACAGAGCGUCAUUCUUUCUUUAGUACUCAGCACAAACGCAUUCGUCAGCGCAAAAAUGAAACCACUUGCAACACCAGUAUUGGGGAUUACCUCUGGUCCUGUCAGCAAUCUAAUCAACCGCACAACACCCUUCGUCAUGACGAUACGACUUAGUCGGGCCAUUGGAGCAUCGGACCGUUUAGUCGGAGCUAGAUGGAAUCACUACACGGACCAGUGGAGCCCAGAGCAAUGUCAAACGUUGAAGUCCUCAGGAAUGCUCUCAGAAGGAGACUCGGUAACGUUCCAGUGCUGCUGUGGAUUCGGCUUCUUUGCUGCAUUUACCACGCAGGACGAUGAAAAUGAACAAAAUAUGGUGGAACAGGUGACAACGAGGAGUGGUACGAGCAAUACAGCUGGUGGCGCAUUCUAUCCUGGACAACUGCAUCUCCUACCAUCCCCAGUCUACGUUGGGAGUGUCAUUGGACUACUGUGCCAUCUGACAGCCUGUCUUUGCUAUCUUAUUCAUCGAAGGCAACUAAAGAUGACCCAGCCGACUAGGCAUUCCUUAAUUAACACCUGGAUAUCAGUGUCGUUGUUAAUCAUUGCUUUCACUUUGGGCGUCCGUCCAGUCCUUGGAAAACUACCUUGUCAAAUGGCUGGUCUGUUGCUCCACUAUUUGACUCUAAGCUCUCUCCUGUGGAUGGUCGUGAAUGCCUCGAGCCUGUACAAGCACAUAACAAAAUCGUCCCGAUCCGACCCCGAAACAGACUCGUCGCUCAUGGAGGAGGCCAUGGCCAUGGGCCAUGAUUCACCACCUAAACCUGCUUUACGGUUCUACUUAAUUGGAUGGGGAAUCCCACUUAUUGUCGUGGGAAUCGCUGGUGCUAUCCAUCUAGAGCAAUAUUAUGGCUCAAAGAUAUGUUUCUUGGCAUGGACUCCAAGUUUGGGGGCAGUAGGACUUCCUUCCGCUAUUUUGAUAUUGCUUAUCCUGACUUUCCAUCUCUUGACCUGGUGCUUCCUGAGACAUACCUCUCGUCUAGCAGCUAUUCAUCAAAAACAGUUGGCGGCACAAAUUGCGACCGUAGAGCCUAAUGAAAUGGCAUCAACCACUGCCGCAGAGUCGGAAGCAAAUAAAGAUUUGGGUAUGUGUGGGCGGAUACCGAAAGAGAAGAAGACCUGUGGACUUCAAGGAGGUUACGUUCCAUUGGCAGUUGAUGGUGACGUUACCAGCUGUCCUUCUAAUGUAACUAAUCAAGUAACGGAAACGAGUGAUUUAGCUUCGUUGUCGAGUGAUCAUGAGCGAAUCGCUCUGUUGAUCCAACGUGGCGAGGCGGAAGGGGCCAUGUCAGCCAACGGAAGCAUAGCUCUUCAUUCCGGCCGAAGUGAAAGCGAGCGUCCUCUGCUAAUCGUUACUUCAUCAGCUGCAUCAAGCAGUGACGAUCGGUUGGAGGAUGGCGCAAAAACUGAUGUUGACGAACAAGGCCACAGCAAUCCGCUCAUGGCUUCUUUUACUGAUGAUGGUGACAGUAAGAAACGAGAAUGUGCCAUGAGCGUCGCACCUUCUAUGCUUGAAACCGGAGAAAACGCUGCUUUUCACUUACCUGUUCAACCUAGUAUUACCACGCCAACCACGGAAGAUGCAGAUGAAAAGAGCACGUUGAGUCAGCUGCGCGGACAGUUCGUUUUCCUUGUUCUCUUCUGUCUUACAUGGCUCUCGGGGUUGUGUAUUGUGGGUCGUCCUCUCCGUGGUGUUCUGCCCCACUACGACGAGCUUGUCUCUAGCUUAUGCUACGCCUUUUUCAGUGCAGCCACUGGACUGCACGCUGUGCUUUUUCACCUCCUAACUAGGAAAGAUGUUUGCGCUUCCUGCUUUGAGCCGCAUAUAAAGGAUAAUUUAGAAUCUAUAGUAACAGCUCCGGCCCCUGGCACCAACAGUCAUACAGAUCUAUCCUCCCAUCAUCAUCAUCAGCAGCAUCACCAACAGCAACAACAUCAGCGGCAUCAUCAUAAUCAUAAUCCACCACAGGUGGUUCAUCCACCUGAGCCUUACGCAGCUCCAUCGCGUCAUCCCGAAGUUUCAGAAGAGGCAGAUCGUGGAACGGAAAGAGCAACGUUGGGACACGCCCACAUUAUCGAUCCAGCACUUGCGGAAGCUAUGAAUGUCACGAUCAUGGACCCUUCCAUGGUGGUAAAUUCAUUUUACGAUCCUCGUCAGAGCAAGACAGCUCGUCGAUUUUUCCAGAAACAAAAAUUGCUCCAACAGAUGCAAAACAAUCAACUUAAUCGGCAUCAUCAUCACCACCACCAUCAUCGACAUUCACGACAUUCGUCUGGCCAUUCGAUCAACAACGCCCAUUCUUACCGAUCCCAUUCAUCACAUUCACCUAUUACGGAAGAAGCUUUGCUGAACGCCAGCACUUCGACCAAGGCUAAAGUAAGCAAUGUAAACAUUCACGUCGAGAUGGGCGCUUAUGAUUGGCACGAGCUCCAGUCUCGACUAUCAGACAAUUCCUGGGGUAAAAGUGGAAAACAUAUGCUACCGCAAACGAAAAUGGAGAACGGAGCCUCGUAUAAGCCUUCCAGGACGGAAGCAUCUCUUCACGAUGAGGCAGAUGUCAACGGCAGGGAAGAACAAUUCGAAUCUCAACCUACUACAAAUAGCCGAUCGACCUUGAAGACAGACAAAACAAAGAGAAAACGACACGUCAUUUAUCAUCAGCGGAUCCCCAAAAAAUCUAAAUUUGAGGAACAAAUGGUCGUAAUGGCAGAAAUGGGAACUCAAAUAGAAGGUGAGGCGACAGCAGAACCACAAGAAGCCAUAGCUCGACAAAGUCCUUCCGCUGAAAAACCCGUUUACGUAUUUGUUGACACCGAGUAUCGCGAACGCUCUACUGCCCAUGACGGAUCAAACGACGAAGCCAUGAAGACUCUUACUUCGACCAAGAACAAUAAAAUUACAGAUGAAUCUAUGGACGAAGGCGCCUAUCUAAAAAGAGAAACGAGCGUCUGAUGUUUAAUAUUAUUAUUUUUUUUUUAUUUCGAUUUUUUUUUAUUUAUUAUUAUUAUUUUUUUCUCAUUACGUUCGACUGUUACUCCGUUUGGUUCUACGCUGUAUAUAUAACCAACAGUAUUGUCCUUUUUGACGCUUUACCUCUUAACCUUUUUGCCCAUCGAACUUUUAUAUUUAAUAAAACCGACGGAAAUUCUUUUUAA